UUGGAAAUUUUAGAAGCAAAGCGUGAGCAUGCUGGUGUUUGGUCAUGCCAAGCAACAAAUGCUGCCGGUACGACGGAGCACGAAAUGACUUUAGACAUUUGGACACCUCCGACAGUCUUCAUUCAUCCGGAAGACAAUGUUCGAGCAGUGGAUAGCGCCGUAAUGAUGCAGUGCCAGGCUACGGGAAAUCCUGAACCUUCGCUUUCGUGGAGCAAAGAUGGCCAACCUCUGAUCACUUCUGCUGACGGAGCGAGAAUAUCGAUGAAAGGAGCACGCCUGGAUAUUCCUCGAUUGAAGCCAACACAUGUUGGCGAAUACACGUGUACGGCGAUAAAUGAAGUGGGCACAUCAGUUGCUACCGUACACGUUGAUGUUUUAGUACCACCAGUGAUCACUCGAGACAAUAUCGAGAUGAGUCCUCGGCUACCUACCGCACAGACGUUGACGUUGUUAUGCGAUGUGACCGGAAAACCGUUCCCAGAGAUACACUGGUAA
Molecule: messenger RNA, 495 nt
Organism: Gongylonema pulchrum
Lineage: Eukaryota; Metazoa; Nematoda; Chromadorea; Rhabditida; Gongylonematidae
Source: the annotation of a GenBank genome assembly